ACGCGUAUCCGUGACCAUUGCUUCCACACGGCACCGAACAUUGACCUCAGUCAGCAACCAUUCUGGUUUAGUUCUCGGUUGCCUUCAGUUGCCGCCGCGUACAAUGAAGAACCAACAGCGUCCGAUUCGGCCUCAGCGCGACCCUCCUGUUGUUCAAGAACCAAUACCGGAGCCACCCCAACAGGUGCCGAACGGUGCCCAGGACCACAUCGUUGUCGACGCCGUGCAGGACCAGGCGCCCCCGGACCGGCUUCCAGUGGCACGAAUUCCCACCCCCUGUUGCGCGCCUCCCUUCGACAUCAGCAGCUCGAUGACCGUCUCCUGCCUCGUCCUAGCUCUCGUAGUAAUGUUCACUCUGGCUCUGGCGCUCCAAGUGUACCUCAUGCACUCCACCACCUACCACGAUGGUCUCGUAUUCAGAGCUUACGGUACCGGCCCGUCUUACGGCCACGAGACAUCGCCGCAUAGCAACCUAGAUGACUCCCGCGAAACCCUGCCGCCCUGGAAAGUCAAGCAAAACAGCGCCAGGGAUUCCGUCACCGCUCGCCCAUAUGUCUACUGGAACACAAGAGGAAGACAUUCGGGCAUAAAGGGAGGCGCUCUACUCAAGCACGCUUUUGCUGACGAGAAGACCACCAGUCAACCGGAGGUCUUGCGAGAUUUCCCGCUGCUCCCUGCUAGAGAUUACAAGACCGAGCGGAAGAGUGUGUGCAUGUUCCAUGCAGAUGGCGCUGGUCGCAUGCGCGAUGGCGCUCAGUACACCGCAUGGACAUUCCCCUAUCACAUCUGCACGCACGUCGUCUACUGCUGCGUGGCCAUUUCCAAGGACCUCGACUUGACUAUGAAGCGUUACGAGAAGAAACUUCAAGAGUCUUCGCUAUUGGCCUUCGCGCAGCUUAAACACAAGAACCCUUACCUGCGCGUGCUCGUUGGCGUUGGCGGCGAAGAAAGGGAUCGCGUGGGAUUCACUAAAAUCACGAACAGCAUAUCGGCGAGGCAGCAGUUUACUGCCAGCGCAGUGGAGUGGAUGCGCCAGCGUCACUUUGACGGCAUGAUUUUGUACUGGAAGUACCCGUUCCUGGACCAGAAGGCUAAGCACGUAGAUCUGAUGCGGUCGCUGCGGGAUACGCUCAGGGAGGUCAACCUUACCGUCGGCAUUGUCGUUCCCCUGGACGACCUCCUUCGCGACAGAUUCGAUAUGACAGAGCUGACCAAUAGCAUGGAUGAUUAUACAAUCCUGGUUGAUCCUGUUGACACCCACGGCCCCUCCUAUGACGCAACUUUCGUACCUGUCCGUGAUUCGACUAUUCGGACGUACGCUGGCCUUUUUAUAAGCACCAUUCAGAAAGAAAGCGGCAAGUCUAUAGAUGGCCGUUACAGACUGUGCUACUUGCUCCCUGUUAAUGGUGUGACGUUUACGCUGGAAGAGCCGGCUCAGACCCAGAUAAGUUCUCCCACGUUGGGGCCUGGUGAACCUGGUGCAAGCACGGACAGACCCGGGUACCUCUCAUACGACGAAGUUUGCAUGGAGCCGUGGGAAGACUCGAGAAGGGUGAACUACGGUGUCGUGAGCACCAGAGGAAACCAGUGGGUCGUCUAUCAGAACAGGACCUCUCUGCGGGAGUUGAUAACGGCUCUGGGGCUCGUGACGGGGUCUGCAAAGUGCCUGGGCGUGUGGGAUCCUUCGUGGGAUGACUUCGCCGGCACUUGCGGAGAAGGUCCCUACCCGCUAACGCGGGCGAUAUUUGCGAAAGUUGUGGGUCAUAAGGUCAGGUUCGGAUCGGGUGGAGUGUUCUAAGGAACUAUUGCAAGAAGGUAUACGUUCCUUAGGAUAUAUUUUCUAUAGCACUUCCUUCUUAGCACUUUUAUAUUUCCAUUGGCACAUGCAAAGAAUAAAAAUAUUGAGUGCA
Messenger RNA from Ornithodoros turicata, 1910 nucleotides. Its product is annotated as chitinase-3-like protein 1. Gene Ontology annotation, molecular function: chitin binding; chitinase activity. Lineage: Eukaryota; Metazoa; Arthropoda; Arachnida; Ixodida; Argasidae. The transcript has a single exon. The record is from RefSeq and is a predicted model, not a curated record. Gene Ontology annotation, cellular component: extracellular region. Gene Ontology annotation, biological process: carbohydrate metabolic process; chitin catabolic process. Bases 104 to 1798 code for a protein of 564 amino acids.